UCUAGAUUGCGGCUAUCCAUAGCCUUCUGAUUCUCCCUCGCCGCCUUCCAUCUCUCUGCAUGAGCUCUCUUCAAACGCCCAACCUCAUCCUCACCAGCCCUCUUCAACUCACCAAUCCGAUCCUCAACCCCCUUCCUCACACCCCUCUCAGCAGCCAACUCCCUCUCCAAAACACCCCUUUCCUUCUCCACAACCCCCAGUCUCUCCACCACCCCAUCCCUCUCCCUCUCCACAACCCCCAACCUCUCCAAAACCACACCCCUCCUCUCCACCUCCUCAUCAACCAACCCCUGCAUCUCCUCCGCCCGCAUCGCCAUCUCCUCCAUCCGCUUCCAAUCGCUAUCCGCCUUCCGCACACGCAGUCGCUGCUCUCUGACCUCCUGCUCUGCCUCUGCCAGUGCUUCCUGGGUUUUCUUGAGCGUGGCUUGGAGGGUGGGGACUUGUUGCGCUAGGGCUUCGAGGGAGGGGAGGCGUGCGUGCGCGGCUUUCCAUUCUGAGAUUUGGGUUAUUGGUGUGGAGUGUGGGAGGUGUGGUGAGGAAGGGAAGGA
This is a messenger RNA of Pseudovirgaria hyperparasitica, 548 nucleotides long. RefSeq lists its product as uncharacterized. Bases 60 to 452 code for a protein of 130 amino acids. Lineage: Eukaryota; Fungi; Ascomycota; Dothideomycetes; Acrospermales; Acrospermaceae. The record is from RefSeq and is a predicted model, not a curated record. The transcript has a single exon.